This is a messenger RNA of Hirundo rustica (Barn swallow), 2637 nucleotides long. Its product is annotated as protocadherin-18-like. Gene Ontology annotation, cellular component: membrane; catenin complex. The transcript is spliced from 9 exons. The record is from RefSeq and is a predicted model, not a curated record. Gene Ontology annotation, biological process: homophilic cell-cell adhesion. The coding region runs from base 889 to 2367 and encodes 492 amino acids. Gene Ontology annotation, molecular function: cadherin binding; calcium ion binding. NCBI's taxonomy places the organism in Eukaryota, Metazoa, Chordata, Aves, Passeriformes, Hirundinidae.
UACAUUUCAAAGCCUGCCUGGGCAACCAUUGUUGGCAAAUUUAACAUUAUGAUUUAUCAUUUAUUUCCUGCAUUAGCGUUUCUGUUUCAGAAAACACUGGAGUGGAUUAUUUAAUUUAUGAUUUUGCUGUGGCUGAAACAUCAGGAAAUCUGAUUGAUUACACUGUUGUAUCUGGCAAUGAAAGAGGUGAGUACUAUCCCCCUUAUGGGUUAAAAUAGCCAGGAGAACAUCAUAACCUGUCUUUUGCAUGACAGGUGCUGCUGUGCAUAAAUGAGGAGAGAUGGAGAGUAUGGAUAGAACUUUUUUUAAAGAAAGCAGUACACAGAGAAUUUUUUUUCAGUGCUUUUCAGCACUGACUUUGCUGAUCUUUGGCUUUAGAAAGGGUGGUAACUUGCUAAGAAGUGCAUUCUUUUAAUCUUAAAUUAGGAUAAUUUAGAGACCUGGGGGAGCCAAAAUAAAAAUGUCGUUAGCAAGCAGCUUCCUUCCUGCCAAUCACUUUUAGUCCAUCGUUUCCUUGCAUUUAUUUUAAGGCAUAUUGCAGCUUUGCCCAGGCUCCAUUUGGCCCACAACAAAGGAAAUACAUAGAAACAGAGAGAAAACUUGGAAAGGCAUAAAAAAUGGAGCUGUGCAAGAAGGAGCUGCAAUUCUCCUUAUUUGUGAAAUCAUGCGAAAUUCUUUCUCACAUUUACUGUUCCUUUAUACAUUUAAUAGCUGUUUGGUGAGGGAUAGGAAGCCAGCUGGGAUGAGGCCUUUGCUGCUUGGCCGGUGGAAGUGUUGAAUUUCACAUUGUUCAGAGCAGAGAAGCCAUGGAAACAUCCCAAGGGCAGCUAAGACACAGAGGUAGGAGGGGGGGUACAAGUGAAAUGGCAGCUGUCACAGCAAAAGUGCAUGUUUGUCCUUCCAGGUCACUUUAGACUGGAUCCUGAGAGUGGUGAGCUGAGAACAGCAGUUAAUUUGGACUAUGAGGACGUUUCUCAGUAUGUGAUUUUAAUUCAAGCAAACAAAAGAGUCUCGUCUGCUGCACAAGUCCAGCGCUCAGGCCUGUUUGCUGAGAACGUGGCCAUGCUGACGAUCUCUGUGCAGGAUGUGAAUGAAGAGCCCGUGUUUUCCAGCAAUUCCUACUCUGCCCGCAUUCCCAACUCUGUGCCCUACAAAUACCCUGUCAUUACAGUCCAGGCCACAGAUCCAGACUCAGGAGACAACGGACUUCUGCUGUACAGCUUAGGAGGAGAUCAAAUCAACGAAUUCGACAUCAAUGAACACACAGGGCAGAUUUUUACAGUUUCUGUGGCGGGAAAGACUGGAACAUUUAAUCUGGAAGUCCAAGCUGCAGACCAAGGCACAAGAAGACUCACAGCCCAGACAACAGUCAGUGUAACUGUUGAUUCCAGUUCCAGUAGCAACAUCGUGAUGCUGGUGCUUAAUCAGAAGAUCAACGUUGUGGAAAGAAACAGUGCUGAAGUACAAAGGGUCCUGGAAGAUAAACUUGAAUGGAACAUAUAUGUGGUUAAUAUUUAUUCCAAGGAGUUUGAAAGAAAAGCAAGGAGCAGCACUAAUGAAACCCAAGUAAACUUCAUUGCUUUUGAUGAGGCCCACCAGGAUGUACCUGCAGAAGAUGUAAAAAGAAAACUGAGGGAGCAGAAGGGCGACAUUGAGCUGGAGCUGGAGAAGGUGUUUUUAGCAUCUGUCAGCACUGCCAUCGGCGAGACUCCGGCUGCCCCGGCAUCCCCGGAGCUCGUGGCCGCCAUCGUGCUCGGUGUGCUGCUCGCAGCCACCUUCAUCGCCUUCCUGGCCUAUGUCCUGCUGGAUCUGAAAAAGAAAAGAAAGUAUGGGAAACAGGAUUUGGUUAAGAAAGUUGAAAUUUUGGAGGGCAUUGAUAACCCAUGGGCAGCUGACAAAAAUGGAAGUCUGAAAAGCUUAGAGAAACCAGAGCACAUGAAUAAUGGGAGAACUGAGAUGAUGUCAUUUGACAACCUGGAAGGCACCAGAGGAGAUGAUGCUGAAAAGGAUGAAAUUCAGGCCCCUGAAAAAGACAAUUACCUGGAGACGGUGCUGCUGGAUUACAAGGGUGAAAGGGAGCAAAAUGGAGCACCUGAAAAAGCUGCUGAAAGUAGAAAUGUGGAGGCCCAGCCCACUGUGGGAUUCACAACAGAACAGGAUUCCUUUCCGACAAACCAGAAGCCAGCUGUUUCCUUAACACCUCAUCCCACAUUGCCUGACUCUGAGAAAGGACUGAAAGGAGUUAAAUUUUCAGAGGUGGCGGUGAUUUUGGAUGCAGAGCCUGGAGAUGAUGAGCCUGGAGAUGAGGAGUCUGAUGAAGGCAAUGAGUCUGAAGGCGAUGAGCCCAAUGAUGAUGUAUCUCUCUGAUAGGAACACUCGAUGAAGAAAAUUUUUAGAAAAACCACAAUGAGACUCAUUGGAACAGCUCAGAAUUAACUGAGUAAUAAGAAUAUGGGAAUGUUAUUCAGAUUUAAAUUCUGCUGCUGUUGCAAGGAUGUGUAAGGAAAGGACAAGCAAUACGCGGGAAGGGCUGCAGUGCCGUACUGCAGGGUCGCUUCCCCAGCAGCAGCGCUGUCUCGCGCUGUAUUUCAUUUCUUUUGGCACGUGUCAAAUGGGCAAGACAAUAAACCCGAUUCC